AUGAUUGAAGAGAUCAUAUCAGAAGAUCUUGGUUUCAAAUUAUACACCACUGAACAUGGAAUCUCUAUAUUUGAUGAUCCUAUAAGUUUUGAAGAAAUUGGUGAUCAUAUUUUAAAUUUAUUAGCUAUUGAUAAUGAAAACAAGAUAAUUGCAGCAUCAAACCAUAAAUCAUUAAAGAUUAUAACUACAACCAACUUAGAUGAUAUUACCACAAUUGGAGACGAUUUUAAAAUUACACAGGUAUAUUUCCAUCAAAAGAAACUCAUAAUUUUAAAUAAUGACAAAAUACAAAGUUUAUCCAUUGAUCAAAUCAAGAGUAAAGAUUAUACAUUUUCAACAAUUGAGGAAGGUCAAUUUAUAAGUGUAAAACCAACAAGUGAAGGAAUUUUGAAAUUAACUACCAGUAACGAAUUAUAUCUCGAUUCAAGUUUAAUUGCAACUAAUGUAUCAACAUUUUUCAAUAAAUCAAUAUAUGCAUAUACCAAAGAUUCAUCAAAAUUAGGUACUCUACCGAUUAAAAUAGAAAAUGAAGAUUUAUCAAGUUAUAAUAUUAUAGAUGUUUUACAAACUUCAAAAAAUGCAUAUUUUACAGUUUUCAACAAUGCAGAAGAGGAAAUAACACGUACAUUUUUAUUACAUGAUUCAAAUGGUGAAUUUGUCGGAGAUGAGGUUGAUAUUGUUCCACAGUUUGGUGAAGUUGAAAGAAAAUCAACUUAUUAUAAUGCAAAUAUUUCAAAUUGGUUUAAAUCUGAUACAUUUUCAAUUUUGACAUCUUCUGGAUCUACAGAAUUAGGUAUAAUUGAAACAACAAACAAAGAAGAACAAGUUAUCAGUUUUGAAGAAGACAUUUCAAGGGCUAAUUUACCAUUAGAUGAUGAAACUGGUGAUGAUUGUUCUCCAAUUGGUUUGAGUUUAGGUAUAGAUUUAGAUGCAAAGGCAUUAGAACCUUGUCCUGGAGUUGAUGAAGCAAUUGGGAAAUUACCAAAGGUUUAUUGUUUAUUACAUACUGGUACUUUAGUAAUUUGGUGGGUUUAUCAUAAAGCAGGUUUGUUAAAUGAUGGAUUAAGAUUAGAAUUACCCAAAGAAGAACAAACCACUGAAAAACCAGUUGAAGAAAAGGGAUUGGAAGCAGAACUGAAACAAUCUGUUGAAUUGAAUCCAUUUGGAUCUACUCAAUCUUCCGCAUUUAAAGGUGGUUUUGGAGCAACUGCGUUUGGUAACAAAACAGCAACUCCUGUCACUGGUGGUGGUGGAUUUGGUCAGACUAGUUUUGGAGCUACUGGAUUUGCAUCGCAAAAAGAACAACAAAAGUCAAAUCCAUCAUUAACUUCUGGUUUUGGAAGUUUUGCUAAAUCAAAUCAACAAUCAAAUUUUGGUUCAUUUGGUGGUAAUAAUAAUGGAAGGUCUAUAUUUGGUGAUUCAAAUAGUGGUAAAUCUGAAUUUAAAUCAUCACCAUUUGCUAUUAGUUCCGGGACAUCAAUUUUGGGUGAUACUAAAACUGGAUCAAUAGUUGGAGAUUCCAGGACUGAUACAGAUAAGAAACUAUCAUCUCAAACUCCAACUCCAACUCCAGUUUAUAGUGAAAUUUCAAGUACCUCAUCAUCAUUUGUAAAUAUAAAUAAAGAAAGUGUAAAUAUAAAUAAAGAAGGUGAAGAAGCAACAUCAACUGAAAUAGAUAAGAAAAAAGCUGAAAAUGAAGAUAAGAAAAAAUCAUCAGCUAUUAAAUCAUAUGAAGUAGGUAAAGAUCCCAGUAAAUCUUCACCAUUCACACAAGAAUUAAAUACACAAGUUCAAAAUUUGAAAGAAGAAAAGAAAUUAUCAUUAUUUGGGGGCCAACGAAAAGCAAAAGAAGAACCAAUUAAGGAAAGUAAACCUGAAACUAAAUCUUAUGAUGAAGUAAAACCAGAAUCAAAAGAAGAUAUACAAGCAGAAGAUGUUAAACCAGUUGAAUUUCUUAUAUUUGAUGGAUUUAUCAAACCGUUACCGAAAUCAACUUCCAUUAAAGAACAACUUAUCCACAUCAUACAAAACACAGAGGGUGAUUUAAAUAUAUUCAAAGAAAAUGUAAAACGUUUAAGUUAUUACAUAGCUCAUGUAGAAAUCAAUCCACCAUCAUUAAUAGAUGUUGAUUUCACUAAAACAAUUUCAAAUUUACAUAAAGAAGAAGAAUUAUUAUCCAAUCUAGUCACAAAAAUAUCUAAAUCUCAACAAGAAAGAAUCAAAUUGGAUAAGUUAUUUAGUCAAUUGGUUGUUUAUUCAAAAAAUCAAACCAAAUUUAAAGAAAUUUUAAAAAAUAGACCACUCGAUUUUAAAUAUGAAAUGAUUCAAUCCAAAUUAAGAGAUAAAUUAGAAUUUAUAAAAAAAUUGGAAGAGAAGUUAAUUUCUUUAUUAAUGCCAAUUAAAUUUAGAAAUUCAAUAAAUGAUAAAACAAUUUCCAAUAUUGAAAAAUUGAUAUUUCCAAUUAAUGAACAAAUAAAUGAACAUAAGAAAAUUAUUUCGGAUUUAACAAAAGAAAUUGACCAUUUAACAUUGGAUAAUACUGAUACUAAUAACUUACAACUUGCUAUAACGAAAUCAUCGACACCGUUGUCGUCAAAAUUAAAAUUACGACAGAUGUUGGUAUCAAAAUAG
This is a messenger RNA of Insectozyma verbasci, 2631 nucleotides long. The record is from the annotation of a GenBank genome assembly. Lineage: Eukaryota; Fungi; Ascomycota; Pichiomycetes; Serinales; Debaryomycetaceae.